UCCAAUCCGAAACGAGCCCAUUUACGACCAUCACCCCGAAAGUAACGCACUAUUGACGAGUUGCACUCCGCACCGCUAUAACGAACUCUACAACCUGCUUGCGUUCCAGCAAAGCUGAGCGUCAUGGCGCACCCACUGCAUGGUAUCGCGCCCAUGGCGGCUACCAUUGGAUUUGACGCUCCCCCCGAUUCAACUUCCUCCUCGCCAGUGACACCGGCAACGCCGGCUGGCAUCAUCGCCGGCCAAGAAUCCAAGAACCUUCUCGCGGGCAACGUCCCACUCUUCAUGAACGGUCACUCGUCUUCCGACAUUGCCGACGUGCUCGUCGCGCACUACACGCGAAUCGUCAACGUCGGCAACGAAUAUGCCGCGCUGCCUGCCUCUGAGCGCAUGUACGCCGGGCAUGACUCGGCGGAUCUCGCCAAUGCUCUUGUGAAGUAUGUCAAAGUCCACCCGACUGAGGGUGUACCUCGUAGCGUAAAGCUUGCUAUAUCUCCCAACGCGAUCCAGGGAGAGGGCAUGAUCGGCUCUAAUGCUUGGACGACAUGGGGCCUAAGAAACGCCGUGGCUGUCCCUGCCAAUGCGGAUGGAAGCUAUACGAUAGAUGGACAUACCUUCCAUGACGCACCCUUUUCCUUCGCCAACACGGUCCAGUCCCUGUACUGGGCACAGAUCAUCUACUGCAUCCUCUGGAUCUUGACCGGCACGCUGCUCCUCUUCAGCGGGUUCGCCUCGUUCAACUGGCUCUCUCGCGCCGGCGUGCGCUCGCGCUCGGCCAUUCUGCCGAACGGCAAGCAGGUCAAGUCGCGCGCUGCGCUGCUCGCAGGCGGAAUCGGCGGCUGCGUCAUUGGCUUCCUCUUCUUCAGCUUCCUCGUCACGCUUGUCCUGUGUGCUGUCUGCGCGCGCAGCGGCAAGGCGCCGCUGGCGCCGCAGGCGUUCUUUGCCCUCUGGUUUGCCCCCAGCCUCGUCCUUGGUCCGUUGCUAGGCGGUCACUGGCGCGUCGUCGGCCGCAGCAUGGCUGGCUUACUCGCCGGCGUCUGCACCGUCCUUCUCGUUACGGCUGUCUUUGGCAUCCAUACACUGACCAUCCGCGUCAUCCUGCUCGCCAUCUUUGCCUCCCUCUUCACCGCGCCGCUCCUCCUCACGGCGCGCAACAGCACCGUGCAGCGCCACCUGCUCGGGGUCUGCACCGCACUGAUCGGCGUCGUAACCAUGCUCACUGGCGUCGCGCUCUUUGCGCCGCCGGAGGACUCGAGCGCAGCCUGGCUCGACCUCUGGGCUCUGCUCUUCGCCCACGACGGAUCCGCGACACAGGCCAACGCGAUCAGCGCGUGGGGCACGCCCGCAUUCAAGGGUUACAUCGCAGGCGGCGUGCUCGGCUGCGUUAUCGGCUGUGCACUUCAGUUCUUCAUCGGCGCCAAGACGGGAAACGACGCGGUGGAGGAAUGGAACGAUUACCUUGGCGGCUGGACGGAACGCUUUGUCAACAAGAGCGGCGCAGCGGUGCCCGGCCCAACCGGAAUGGUCGAGUCGCGUGCGGGCCUGUUCGAGCCCGCUCCGACGGCUUGGCAGCGCGUCGCAGGCCUCUUCAGCGACAAGGACCAGCGGCCCGCCUCGUACGGUCGCGAUCCGCCCAUUACCGCAGGCGCCACCAGCGCGCCGUCGGCCGGCGGUGCUGCAUUCACGGAGCUCAACCCAAACCGCCGCGCAAAGAGCGCAAAGGCUCGCUCAAGCGCCGGCCGCAAUAUCUCGCGCGGGCCUGCACGCUUCCAGGCGCUCGCCCGCGGAGAGAAAGACGCAGAGGCCUCUGAGCUCAGCGACGAACACGACGCUGAUGACAGUGACGACGACAGCUACGCGACCAAUAUCGACGACAGCAGCGUCGACGAUAAGAAGCAGCAGCAGCAGCACAAGAGCGGUGAGCGCGAUGCAGUUGCCGAGCUCAAUAAGGGCAACGGCGGGCUGGAGAACUACCGCGGAUACGCGCUCCCCCGCCCGCCCAGCUACCGGACCGAUAGCUGUGCCUCCAGUGCUGGUGGUAACGGCGGCGCCGGAAGCGGGCUCAGCGGCACGACCAAGGCAUCCUCAUCCUCUUCAUCGGACGGGCUCUCAGAUCCUUCCAAUAGCGGCGGCAGCGAGGAGGUGCACAAGCCGCUUGCAGUGUACAGAGACAGCGCUGCAGUGGCCGCGCCUGCGACGCUGCCGGCUUCCUCAGCAGCAUCGCGCCCUCCGCUGUCAGCUCCAUCAGUGGCCCCACAGUUGCAGGCGCCGCAGCCCGCGGGCGCGCAAACCAUGGUUCCGGCGACGCCGUCGCUGAUCAACGCCAUCACGCGCAUACAGCAGGCCCAGGCGCAGGCCCAAGCGUGGAAGGAGUCACAGUCGCUGGCAGCCAAAAGUGGUGAGAAUUUCGCGCCAUAUGGCAUGGCGAAAAUCGCACCAUCAUCGCCCACGUAUCCGAAGGCGUCGACAGCGUCGGCGCCUGCCGCAGGGAACAGCACUGGCGCGGGCUUUGAGAAGUGGUGGGAGAAGGAGGUAGCCGGAAAGAAAUAGCCUGGUUCCCUUCUUGCUCGCCACUUCGGGGUUUCUAGCGAUUGCGCCGCGUCGACCCCUCGCUAGAUGUAUCAUGGACAAUAUCGGUGUUGCCUUUGCUCCUUUUUCCUUCUUAUCGUUCUUUCGCUAUCAUUCGUCUUUGCGUGCGCGCACAGGCCAGCAUGGCACAUGGCACCGGAGAGUUUUGGGACAGUCGACGCUGUCGCGCAAGCGAGCUUUGGCUUUUUACUGUACUACACGUUUUCU
Molecule: messenger RNA, 2796 nt
Organism: Tilletiaria anomala UBC 951
Lineage: Eukaryota; Fungi; Basidiomycota; Exobasidiomycetes; Georgefischeriales; Tilletiariaceae
Exons: 2
Coding region: 124-2550 (808 amino acids)
Source: RefSeq, a predicted model, not a curated record